AUGCGGGGCUGGGGAAGGCCACGACUGCGGUGCCUCGGCGGCGCUUUUGUCCCCUCAGCGCUUCCCGCCUUCCCCUCACGGCCCGCGCGGCGCCUCCCCUCCUCCGCCGGCAGGAGGCGCGCGGCCGCCCCUGCGCGUUCUGGAGCCUUCCGCCGUGCCACGCGGGGCUCCACUGACGUCAUCUCCGUGCGCCCGCGCGGCGAGGGCAUGGCGCUCUUCUGCAUCAACAGGGAGGGCGAGCCUGCCGAAGGAGCCGACGCGGAGGGCGCGGGGCUGAGCCCCAAAGGAAGAAGGAAGAGGAAUGGGGAGAGCGAGGAGCAGCCCUGUGCGCAAGGAGAGAAGAAGCCAAAGAAGAGACGGCGGUCUCGCAGCUCGUCUGAAGAAGGACUUUGUAUUCCUGUUAUCCAAACUCCAGAUUCUGAAGAAGAUAUCAAACAGAAGGAAAACAGAAGCAACUCUAAAAAUAGGUCUUCUAAAAGGAAGAAGGGGGAUGAGGAAACAGAGGAAGGUGAAACAAGGAAGAAAGAGAACAGUGAAAGAACUGAAGAAAAUCAAAGCACGAAGGAGGAGUUACUACCCUUAGCAGCCUCAGAGGAAGAGACAAAUGUUCCACCCUCCAGUUUAAUGGUUCUUGGAGACUAUGAUAGAAAGCCAGUGCAGAAGGUUCAGCCCUUCCUACCACAGUGGCUUGCUCAACCCAAACGAGUGCAAAAACGUAUCAAAGAUAAUCUAGUUCCAAUCGGAGAUGUCCCAGGAAUUCAUCCCAGACUGUUGAAAAAGCUGCAAAUGAAUGGGAUAGAGUUCUUUUUUCCAGUUCAGGCAGAGGUGAUUCCUGCUAUUCUGGAGAGUGCAUCCAAUGGGUAUUUGCUGGGGCAGGGAGGAUACCGCCCCAAAGACAUCUGCGUCUCAGCACCUACUGGCAGUGGUAAAACCCUGUCUUUUGUCAUACCCAUUGUACAGGUUCUGCUGGAUCGAGUAGUUUGCCAAGUACGAGCUCUUGUUGUUCUGCCCACCAAAGAGCUGGCACAACAGGUGAGUAAAGUGUUCAACAUUUACACUGAUGGAACAGGUCUGAAGGUCGUUUUGAUUACUGGCCAGAAAUCAUUUGCAAAGGAGCAGGAGAUGCUUAUCCAGAAAAAAGUGACAGGCUACUGCAGCCUGGCUGAUAUUAUUGUGGCUACACCUGGGCGGCUCACAGACCACAUUAGCCAGACCCCGGGAUUCAGCCUGACACAGCUUCGCUUCUUGAUCGUAGAUGAAGCUGACCGUAUGAUUGAUGACAUGCACCAGAACUGUCUGAACCAAAUCGUCAAAGCUGCAUUCCAAGUAGAAAAUGACUCUGGCUCCAACAUGCUUUUUCAGAGGACCAAGCCAGGGCCUAUAACAGCAGCCAGCUCCUGCUGUCCUCAGAUACCCUUACAGAAACUGCUGUUUUCAGCCACGCUGACCCAGGACCCAGAGAAACUGCAGCAGCUGGACUUAUUUCAGCCUCGCCUCUUCACAUCUGUCUAUUCUGAGAAAGCACUCAGAGAUGGAGCAGAGACUGAACAGGAUUCUGAUAAGAAAUACACACUCCCCGAGGGGCUGUCGCAAUGCUAUGUGCCUUGUGACCUGAAUUCCAAGCCUUUGAUCCUCUUGCAUUUCAUGCUGGUAAUGAAAUUCACCCGUGUGUUGUGCUUUACCAACUCCAGGGAAGCUUCUCACAGAUUGUUCCUCCUGGUUCAGGCCUUUGGUGGAGUCACUGUGGCUGAAUUUUCUUCUCGGUUAUCUCCAAGUGAGAGACAGAGAACCAUGAAGGAAUUUGAACAAGGAAAAAUACAACUGUUAAUCAGCACAGAUGCCACUGCACGGGGUAUUGACAUUAAAGGAGUGAAUUAUGUCAUUAACUAUGAUGCGCCGCAGUUCAUCAGGACGUAUAUUCACCGAGUUGGAAGAACAGCUCGUGCAGGAAAAGUGGGUGUCGCUUUCAGCUUGGUCCUUAGAAUUCAGGAACGUAGGUUUCUGCGGAUGUUGAAGGAUGCUGGCAUCCAAGACAUAAAGAAGCAGCCAGUGAAAGGCAACUCAUUAAAGCCGUUGGUGCAGCAAUAUGAGGAAGCUCUGUGCAAGCUUGAGAAGACAGUCAAGAAUGAACGAGCACAGAAACGAGCCUGA
Molecule: messenger RNA, 2151 nt
Organism: Mesitornis unicolor (brown roatelo)
Lineage: Eukaryota; Metazoa; Chordata; Aves; Mesitornithiformes; Mesitornithidae
Gene: DDX51
Product: DEAD (Asp-Glu-Ala-Asp) box polypeptide 51
Exons: 16
Coding region: 1-2151 (716 amino acids)
Cellular component (GO): nucleus
Molecular function (GO): nucleic acid binding; ATP binding
Source: RefSeq, a predicted model, not a curated record